Messenger RNA from Cucurbita moschata (crookneck pumpkin), 1251 nucleotides. Its product is annotated as RNA-binding protein FUS-like. The coding region runs from base 118 to 981 and encodes 287 amino acids. The transcript has 8 exons. The record is from RefSeq and is a predicted model, not a curated record. Gene Ontology annotation, molecular function: RNA binding. Lineage: Eukaryota; Viridiplantae; Streptophyta; Magnoliopsida; Cucurbitales; Cucurbitaceae.
AGAGGGUUUAGUCUCUUCUCCAAAGAUACAGUUAGCAACUCCUCUGUGGCGCGCUAGGGUUUCUGAUUAUCUCUCAUCGUCUUCCUCCAUCUAUCGCUUCCCCGCCAGCACGACGCCAUGGAUAGGUACCAGAAGGUCGAGAAGCCCAAACCUGAAUUACCUAUUAACGAAAAUGAGAUCCGAAUCACUACUCAAGGCGCCAUUCGAAACUACAUCACAUAUGCCUCUACACUGCUCCAGGAAAAACGUGUCAGAGAGAUCGUCUUAAAAGCAAUGGGACAGGCAAUCAGUAAAGCAGUGGCUAUUUCAGAAAUUAUAAAGAAGAGAAUACCGCGGUUGCAUCAACUAAUAGCCAUCAGUUCAGUUAGCAUAACUGAUGUAUGGGAACCGAUUGAAGAGGGUCUUGUACCGGUGGAGAUGACUCGUCAUGUCUCGAUGAUUUCAAUUACAUUGUCCAAUCGAGAGCUAAAUAAAAGUUCUCCAGGGUAUCAAGCUCCAUACUUUGUGGAACAGCCAAAGCAACAAUAUAACAAUCAACAGCAGCCUCCUCAACAACAACAACAACAACAACCACCACCCAGACAACAUCGCAUUUAUCACAAUGCUGUUAAUGAAGAUCCAUAUGGCCAAGGGAGAGGACGUGGUAGAGGGAGAGGGCGCGGUUGGGGAAGAGGUGGAUAUGGAAACUACCAAGGUGGAUACGGCAACUACCAAGGUGGAUAUGGCCACUACCAAGGUGGUUACGGCCAGUACCAAGGUGGAUCUGACAACUACCAUGGUGGAUCUGGAUAUUAUCAAGAUAAUGGGAACUAUCAAGGUGGAUAUUCGAAUUGGGGAAGAGGAGGUGGGCGGAGUAGAGGCGGCUGGGCUUAUCGCGGAGCUGGAUACGAAAGAGGCAGAGGAGUAGGGGGUAGAGGUUAUGGCCGUGGACGGGGGCGAAUGGGCGGUCGGGCAAGGGGCAGUGGUGGAAACCAGGUUUAGUCGAAACAUAUUCGUUUGUUCUUCGUGCCUCUUACUUGAGCUAAAUGCUUGCCUUGGCCAGUGGGAUGAACUAUCACAUAUUUGUUGUUGAUAGCUUGGAAUUCGGUUUUCACAAUUUCCAGCGUUAUUAGGUGUUAGCGUAUUUUUCUUUAUAGAUAAUGUGGGAAUGCAGCAUUGUAUUUGUGGGGCAAGGUUGUUUUUUGGUUCAUGUUUUUGCAUUUAGCUGAAGAGCAAUCAAUUUAUUAUUACUUAUGUAAUUCGUUUUAUUCU